AUGAAUCAGUUACGUACUGUCGUCAAUCUAAAAACGACUACAAUUCAGUCUGCUACUGCUUUCAUCAGUGGUAUUGGUUAUUAUCAUUUAUAUAUAGAAGGUCAAUUGAUUGAUCCAUCACGACGCCUAGACGUCGGAUGGACUACAUAUCAACAACGUACACUCUAUGCCUCGUAUGAUCUCACUAAAGUAAUAAACACUACUACGGGACGGAUUGGUAUCGGAAUCAUAUUGGGACAAGGCUGGUAUAAUCGACAACAGUGGGAAAUUUCACUCGGUGCACGCACUGUACUCGCCGAGCAUUAUGGUCCACCUCGUGCAUUGAUGCAAUUGAAUAUUCACUAUGUCGAUGGUUCUGUUCAGUCGAUUGUCACCGAUUCUUCAUGGUUAGGUCGAGAAGGCGAACAUCGCUUUGAUUCCGUAUACAUGGGCACAACGAUGGAUCUUCGAGCAACACUUCCUUGUUGGUCAUGUGCCAAUUUCACUAAGUCUAACUCAUUGUGGAUCAAUGCUUCUACCUUGCCAUCACCGGUAAACUUCACAGCUGGUGGUCAAUUCUCACUGCAAACUAUGGAUCCUAUUCGUAUUGGUCCCAAUGCACUGCAUGUUGCCACUUCAGGUCACUCAGGUCUCCUCGCCGGAGUUCAAGGUGCUAGUCUUACUGAUAGCGGUGUACUCAAGCCUAUCUCCCAAGAUUUCGUCAAUGGUCAAAUAUUCGAUCUUGGUCAAAAUUUCGCUGGUUGGUGUAAAUUAUCCUCACUGGAUGCCACGAAAUCUACCAUUAUUCAAUUACGUUAUGCAGAACUACGAUACUCGCGUGGUGCAAAUGGCAUUGAUUUUGCUGGAUUGUACUAUGAAAAUUUGGAUAGUAUUGCUGUUAUGGACACCGUAAUCUUGAAUGGAACAGGCAAUGAAACAUUCGAGCCUCUAUUUACUAGCCAUGGUUUUCGCUAUUUAUUAGAUGAUAUUGACAAGGCAGUGGAAGCCGCUCGAAAAGCUUUUCGCAUUGAUUCACCAUGGCGAAAAUUGGAACCAUCUGCACGUGGAAAUUUAAUGCGCAAAUUUGCUGAACUACUUCGCCGUGAUAUUGUAUACCUUGCGCAAUUGGAAACACUUAAUAACGGUAAACCAUUAGCAAACAGUGCAGCUAAAUCAAAUCUAAAACGAGUAACACUUGAACUUGGUGGCAAAUCUCCAUUGAUCAUUUGUGAAGAUGCUGAUGUUGAUUUUGCUGUUUAUGUCGCUCACGAAGCAAUCUUUCAUAAUGCAGCACAAAAUUGUAUUGCUGCAUCGCGUACAUUUGUGCAUGCGAAAAUCUAUGAUGAAUUCAUAAAAAAAAGUGUUGCACUUGCUAAAAAACGGAUCGUCGGUGAUCCAUUCGAUGCAAAUACACAACAAGGCCCACAGAUCAACAAAGAUCAAUUCCAAAAGAUUCUCAAUUAUGUUGAGUUAGGCAAAAAAGCAGGUGCUAAACUAGAAUGUGGUGGCGAAAAAAUCAAUGAUAAGGGUUAUUUUAUUAAACCGACAGUGUUCAGUAGUGUCACGGACGAUAUGAAAAUUGCACGUGAAGAGAUAUUCGGACCAGUCAUGUGCGUACUCAAGUUUGAUUCGUACGAUGAAGUGAUUGAACGAGCUAAUGCAACAAACUUUGGUCUAGUUGCUGGUGUCAUUACGAAAGAUUUAACACGUGCCCUGAAAUUUGUCCAAGAACUGCAAGCAGGCUCCGUGUGGGUAAAUACCUAUGCGGCAAUGAAGUUUCAGGCUCCAUUUGGUGGUUUCAAACAAUCAGGAAUCGGCCGCGAAUUAGGUAAAUAUGGCCUUGAACCUUAUUAUGAAAUUACUACAAUGGUUCUUCAUUUAUAUAUCGACUGGUUAUCUCAACCUUGUCGUGCCGUUGCUAUAUUACUGAUGGAGAAUAAUAUUGAACAUCAAGUUCAUGAAAUCAGCAUCAUGAAAGGAGAAACACAAAGCACUGAAUAUAAACAGGUGAAUCCAGCUGGAAAAGUUCCAUCGAUUGUUGAUGAUGAUUUUCAUUUGGGCGAAUCUCAUACAAUAAUGCGCUAUAUAUGUGCAAGCAGGAAAAUACCUGAUCAUUAUUUUCCAAAUGAUAUUAAACAACGUGCUAGAGUCGAUUAUUGGUUGGACUGGCAUCACAUGAACUUACGUCAUGGAUCAGUGCGUCUAAUAAGAGCAAAUAUAUUUGCUCCUAUUAGAAAAUAUUCACAACAAACAAUCGAUGAAUUACGAAAAGAAGGUAACGACGUGUUAAAAUCAAGUUUAAGCUUUAUGGAUGAAGUCUUGAGUAAAAAUAACUAUAUUGCUGGUGGAAAUCAAUUUUC
Molecule: messenger RNA, 2339 nt
Organism: Rotaria sordida
Lineage: Eukaryota; Metazoa; Rotifera; Eurotatoria; Philodinida; Philodinidae
Source: the annotation of a GenBank genome assembly